AUGGCGAACCCGACUGGCUCCAUCUCCUCGGGCGCCACCAAUCCGUUCGCCUCGGCCGCUGAUCCUGCUCCACCCCCAGCCUCCACGAUAGCUCUCUUCAACAUCCACAGCCACGUUCCCGUCACGCUGUCCGCGGAUGAAGGCAAUUUCCGCCAAUGGCGAUCCUUCUAUGAACUCACAUUCAAAAAGUUCGGCCUUGUCAAUCAUGUCGACGGCACGGUCGACGCCGCCGCCAUGUUCGAAGAUCCAGACUGGCAGCAAAUUGAUUCCUGCAUCGUCUCCUGGCUCUACUCCACCAUCUCCAAGGAAAUCUGGAACGACGUCAACAAACCGCGCAGCUCCGCCUACACCGCGUGGACGGCAAUCACCGGCCAAUUCCUCGACAACAGCCUGCAACGCGCUGUCUAUGCUCAGCAGGAGUUCCACAGCCUCUUCCAAGGUGACAUGUCCGUGAGCGAGUAUUGCGGCCGCCUCAAGCACCUCGCCGACACCCUCUACGACUGUGGCGCCGCCGUCUCCGACCCGGCGCUUGUCAUCAACACCUUGCGCGGCCUGAACAAUAAGUUCAGUCAGGCCAUCACCGUCCUCUCCACCAUGACGCCGCCGCCGACUUUCCUCUACACGCGGUCUUAUCUGGUGCAGGAGGAGAACCGCAUCCGUCACUCGCUGCAGAUGGAAGCGCAGACGGCACUCCUGGCGGCCGGCAUUCUUCAAUUUCCCUAUCUUACAAUUAGUAAGCACUAA
This is a messenger RNA of Phragmites australis (common reed), 744 nucleotides long. RefSeq lists its product as uncharacterized. Bases 1 to 744 code for a protein of 247 amino acids. The record is from RefSeq and is a predicted model, not a curated record. The transcript has a single exon. Lineage: Eukaryota; Viridiplantae; Streptophyta; Magnoliopsida; Poales; Poaceae.